This is a messenger RNA of Castor canadensis (American beaver), 2246 nucleotides long. RefSeq names its product ubiquitin like modifier activating enzyme 3 (gene Uba3). Lineage: Eukaryota; Metazoa; Chordata; Mammalia; Rodentia; Castoridae. Gene Ontology annotation, molecular function: NEDD8 activating enzyme activity. Gene Ontology annotation, cellular component: nucleus; cytoplasm. The record is from RefSeq and is a predicted model, not a curated record. Gene Ontology annotation, biological process: protein neddylation.
CCCGCCCCUCCCCGCCAGCCCUCCCUUCGCAAGGGCACCUGGGAAGAGGCGGAGAACAAUAUGGCGGAUGGCGAGGAGCCGGAGAAGAAAAGAAGGAGAAUAGAGGAGCUGCUGGCUGAGAAAAUGGCUGUUGAUGGUGGGUGUGGGGACACUGGAGACUGGGAAGGUCGCUGGAACCAUGUAAAGAAGUUCCUCGAGCGAUCUGGACCCUUCACACACCCUGAUUUCGAACCGAGCACUGAAUCGCUCCAGUUUUUGUUAGAUACAUGUAAAGUUCUAGUCAUUGGAGCUGGUGGCUUAGGAUGUGAGCUCCUGAAAAAUCUGGCAUUGUCUGGUUUUAGACAGAUUCACGUUAUAGACAUGGAUACUAUAGAUGUUUCUAAUCUAAAUAGGCAGUUUUUAUUUAGGCCUAAAGAUGUUGGAAGACCUAAGGCUGAAGUCGCUGCAGAAUUUCUAAAUGACAGAGUUCCUAAUUGCAGUGUAGUUCCACAUUUCAACAAGAUUCAAGAUUUUAAUGAUACUUUCUAUCGACAAUUUCAUAUUAUUGUAUGUGGACUGGACUCUAUCAUAGCCAGAAGAUGGAUAAAUGGAAUGCUGAUAUCUCUUUUAAAUUAUGAAGAUGGUGUGCUAGAUACAAGCUCCAUUGUCCCUUUGAUAGACGGGGGGACAGAAGGCUUUAAAGGAAAUGCUCGGGUGAUUUUGCCUGGGAUGACUGCUUGUAUUGAAUGUACACUGGAACUUUAUCCACCACAGGUUAAUUUCCCCAUGUGCACCAUUGCAUCUAUGCCCAGGCUACCAGAACACUGUGUUGAGUAUGUGAGGAUGUUGCAGUGGCCUAAGGAGCAGCCUUUUGGAGAUGGGGUUCCAUUAGAUGGAGAUGAUCCGGAACAUAUUCAAUGGAUUUUCCAAAAAUCUCUAGAGAGAGCAUCACAGUAUAAUAUUAGGGGCGUUACUUACAGACUCACUCAAGGGGUAGUAAAACGAAUUAUUCCUGCAGUAGCUUCCACAAAUGCAGUCAUUGCAGCUGUGUGUGCCACUGAGGUGUUUAAAAUAGCCACAAGUGCGUACGCUCCCCUUAAUAACUACCUGGUGUUCAAUGACGUUGACGGGCUCUACACGUACACAUUUGAAGCGGAGAGAAAGGAAAACUGCCCAGCUUGUAGCCAGCUUCCUCAAAACAUUCAGUUUUCUCCAUCAGCUAAAUUACAGGAGGUUUUGGAUUACCUAACCAAUAGUGCUUCUCUGCAGAUGAAAUCUCCAGCUAUCACAGCCACAUUAGAGGGGAAAAAUAGAACACUUUACUUACAGUCAGUAACCUCUAUUGAAGAACGAACAAGGCCAAAUCUUUCCAAGACAUUGAAAGAAUUAGGACUCGUUGAUGGACAAGAACUGGCAGUUGCUGAUAUCACCACACCACAGACUGUACUAUUCAAACUUCACUUUACUUCUUGAGGAAAAUAAAUCUGCACAUAAUAGAAAACUCACAGAAAUAAUACACUUCAUGGAUGCUAAGAAAUUUAAUUGAAGGGUGGGGAAGGUGGGGUGGAGGGGACCCCCCAAAAAAUGUAAUCAAUGUCAUUUUUAGCAUUGGCAUUGCUGGAAUUUAACAUAUAUCUGUAUGUGUAUACAAAAUAUACAUACAUAUAUAUAAAUAUAAUGAGCUGCUCUUUUUUAACUUUAUAACUUUCCCCUAAAGACAGGAUUUUGGGGUUGGAGACUAUAAGAAUUUUCAUGAAUGACAUGGGAAAUGAUGCCUGCAGAGAUUUUGAGCAAAUGUAUUGCUUCUUUUAGAGGAGGAGGCAAACACGCUCAUCUCUAUGACUUUUGUUAUUAUGGUCAAAGAACACAUUUCUCAGCUUUCAUUUGAGCACCCACAUGACAAGAGAUAUCCUUUAAUGGAAAUAAGGAAUUAAGUUUCAAAUUAUACUAAAAUUACAAUCUAACAUCUAGAGUAUAUGGAACAUAGGCUAUUUCUUGAUUGAAUAUUCGUUUAAUUGUGGUUGUCCAAAUGUAAAUGAAUUAUUACAGAGUUUAUCUUGUCCAUCAUAAUUUGUAAACAGUGUUAUAGCUGAAUACCUGUCGUGAAAAUAGGAAAUAUUUUCAUGUGUUUAUUUGCAGUGCCAUAGAGGCCAACAUGCACAAAUUUAAGCCAAGACGUGGCUGUUUAAAAAUUUUAAUGUUUAAACAGUUAUCACUGAUGCUUUUGCACUAUUUAUUAAUAAAAUCAUACAUUGUCUACUUUUUUU